Molecule: messenger RNA, 5103 nt
Organism: Pseudophryne corroboree (corroboree frog)
Lineage: Eukaryota; Metazoa; Chordata; Amphibia; Anura; Myobatrachidae
Gene: MLPH
Product: melanophilin
Exons: 18
Coding region: 354-2462 (702 amino acids)
Biological process (GO): intracellular protein transport
Cellular component (GO): cortical actin cytoskeleton
Molecular function (GO): small GTPase binding; myosin binding; actin binding
Source: RefSeq, a predicted model, not a curated record
AAUGCUGGCGCUGCGUCCGAUUGCUCCUGGCUGUCCUUUUGGUGCUCUGAAUGGGAGAAAGUCAGUGUCCACAGGGUGCCCAGCCCUGGGCUCAUGUGAUGACUACACUUAGCUGCCUCUGGCUAUGGGAGGUGUAGAAGGCAGGAGCAUGUGACAGGCAGGGCAGGGCCUGUCCCCCUUCACAAAAACACACACUAUUGUUUGGCAAAGAGUUCAACCGAGGCACUUCUACUGCAGCCACAGAGCAGAGAUCUUGGGUACCAGCAUCCACUAAGCGCUGUAUUCCUGGUUUUGUUCCUGCAGAGACCGUGUCCCUGCAUUGUACAUCAUCUUGGCACAAUUAGGGGACCGCCAUGGGAAGAAAGCUGGACUUAUCCAAACUGAGUGAUGAUGAAGCUAAACAUGUAUGGGAGGUUGUCCAGAGAGACAUCAGUCUGCGCAAGAAGGAGGAAGAGAGGCUUGAGGACCUGAAGGAAAAGCUGGACAAGGAGAGCAGUAAAAGAGAGCUCCUCUCCAACACGAGUCAUGUGAACAGCACUCUCUGCAUACACUGCCUGCAGCCCUUCCAGUUCCUGCUGAACAGUAAGCGCCAGUGCCAGGACUGCCAGUUCUUUGUCUGCAAAAACUGCAGCCGCUACAACAAGAAGGAGCAUUGCUGGGUGUGCGACACCUGUAGGGCCACCAGAACGGUGAAGAUCGGGUCUCAUGACUGGUAUUACGACCAUGUCCGCUCUCGCUUCAAGCGGUUUGGCAGCGCUAAGGUGAUGCGCUCUCUGUACCUGAGACAGCAAUCUGACGCAAGGGGAGGAUCCAACUUGUCAGGACUUCAGGACCGAGUAUACAGCAUGCCCGACAUUAGUAGAGAAUAUCUGCGCCAAGCCAGGGCGGGCAUGUUUAAUGAUGAGGACGAGGACAUUAUGGACAGUUCAGAGACUCAGCGCUACAGUAUGAUGCGCAAGAAAAAGCGUCUGCUCUCCGUCCACCCAUUUGACUUUGAGAAUGAUUCUGAGUACUCGGCUCAAUCAAGGAGACAGUCUACGCAGCUGUCCCCAACUCUAGACCAUGAUGUUUUCCAGUCGUUCUCUGAAUUCACCAGUCCUGGGAAAGAUGUGGCCCGGAAGGAGUCGCUCAUUGCGGAGUCUGAGCUGGCUUCCGUUUUCCACCAACUACUCCAGGAACAAGGACAAAACACAGCUAACCCAGAGCAAGAGUUCAGCACUGAGGUCCGCCUGACCAACAACUCCCGCCGCCGCAGUCUGGAGAACAUCCGAAGGCCCAACCUUCCCAUUUUAACAGAAUCCCAAGUAAACUGCUCCUUCCCUGAUCCCCAACUAACUCGCACCCGGUAUCUCCCUAAAGGCAGCCCUUCCCUUGUACCCAAGGGACCAAAGUACUCUGGGGACAUGGACACCUCCGAUGAAGAAAGGGGAGCUAUUCCCAAAGCCCCACCCAGACGCAGGAGCCGGGCUUCUUCCCAGGAGAACGUCAAUCAUUCCGUCACUCAGAUGUCUGAUCUCAACAAACGCAUGUCCGCCAUUGAACGCAUGCUAAACCGCCUAGAGGAGAGAAUAUCUGUGCAUUCAGAUGAGUCCACAGGUCAUGCUGUGCUCACAGACGCGGACCUGGAGGAGGAAACCCUGAAGAGAAAGAUUGGGGAACUCGCCAGUAACUUAAGUGACAAAGAAGGUUUAUCCGAUGAGGAGAAGAGCCCCAAACUCAAAGCAUCAAUGAAAACUUCCAACGAGCAAAUUCUUAAUCACUCUCAGAAGAGGACAGCGGCUCAGGCACUCUGUGACAUCACUUCUAAAACGUUGAGGACCAUAAAUGCCACCCAGCAAGCCAUGCAGGAGGCCCUAGGGGGCGAGAGCCACCAGCCCACCAUGCCUUGCACCCAGCCAGGAGACGGCAAGAAGGUUCAGGCUGAAUUCCUGAUCUUAGAAGAAAAUGUGUAUAUGGUGGCUGAUAAGACAUAUGGACUGGAGCGGAGCCUGCAGGACCUGGAGGAGAUGGCACGUCAGAGUGGAACCACUGAUUCAGAACUUUCGGAGUUAGAGGUCAGCGUAGCGUCUGCUAUGGCGCAAGUGCAGCAAACGGAGAGCGAGGUGUCAGAUAUUGAAUCCAGGAUAGCAGCUCUGAGUGCCGCAGGACUUCCGGUCUCUCCGUCAGACAAAGCCAAAAAGAAGUACAGCCCUCGUAAUGCUGCUCCAGCCAUAUCCCGAAGCAGAGAACCAUUCCUGUCCACAUCUCCAGAACCAUACAACCUGACAUCAACACCCAGCGAAGCCAAAAUUCUGUCACUGCAGCAGGCACUCCAGAAAAAGUUCAAUACAGAUACAGACCUAACAGAUGAAGCCUUUGGGCGAAAUGCACUUUAUCGUGGCUCCCUGACGCAACGGAAUCCAAAUGGAAAGAACAGAUCAAUCGACCGUGUCUUUGCUAAACCUGUGCUCAGCCAGAGAUGAAAGCUGGAACGAGGUUUCCUACUCACCUGAUCAUUGUCCUACAUGUACACCAGGAGAAUAAGAUCCUGCACCAGCCACAGAGGCAGCGUGUUAUGUGUGUGUGUGCAUGUCUGCUAUCAGUCUCCGGGGCCUGGGUUAUGCAGGACACAAUAAUAAAUGAAAAUAUAAUGGUCCUAUAUAGAGUCACAGAUAUUUUAAGUAGCACACGCAUUUUACCACAAGUGUAGAAGAAUACGCAAUAUAUAUUUACAGUACAUUUUUAUCUUAGAAUUCUAAGAAAUCAGAGGGACAUAUAACACUUCUUUCUUAUACUACACAUCAAACAUGUCACAUGUUAUCAGAAACAUAUAAACAUGUCACUGCCCUGACUAACACGCUAUAAUAACCAUAUAAACAUGUCACUGCCUCGACUUACACGCUAUCAGAACCAUAUAAACAUGUCACUGCCCCGACUCACACGCUAUCAGAACCACAUAAAUAUGUCACUGCUCUGACUCACGCUAUCAGAACCAUAUAAAUAGGUCACUGCUCCGUCUCACACGCUAUCGGAACCAUAUAAUUGUACAUAGAGCCGAGGGAAACACGACAAAUGAUAGGGAUCGUUAGAAGCGAAUUCCUGUGAUGUCCAUUUCCAAGAUUCCGAAACUAUAUCAACAACCGCAACUUUAUAUGCGUUAGAUUACCCACUGAUUUUGCUGAUUGUUUUUAGGGUACGCAGUUGCUAUCGGUGACAUACAUAUAAUCUAUAAUCGCUAAUUAGCUAUAUGACUGAUACAUUCUUUCUGAGCCUCAUUUAAUGAUAAUUCAGCACUUGUGGGUAUAAUGUAGCCAGGAAAACCAAAGAACAUUGUUAUAUUGUGUUGUGUCUGUUGCUUUCUGCUUUUACGUGUAUGCAUUUAUCGAACGUCUGUAUAAAAUGUAACCUGCUCCUGAUUUCACUGUAAAAUGGUUGUAAUCAAGAGUCCCAUUAGGUGCUCCCUACGGUUCAUGUCAAACUUGCACCCCCAAACUUUUGCAAAAUGACUCAUUGGAGAGAUGGUUCAUUGGGAUUGUGUUUAUUACACAAGUUGCUUUUGUGUACUGUAAUGUUUUUACUAUAUGGGCUUUUGUGUCAUUGGCGCACUUAGGAGGGGUUUCGACUGCCUGGUCACACCUCGCCCAUGCUAAUGAGACCACCUCCAGUAUGCUCAUCAAAAAGAAAAAAAGAAGGUGGGCAGUCCCGGAACUGUCCCUUCUAUGACUUUGAAACGGUAUGGGCGCAUGCAGGCUAUUGUAGUGCAUGGCCUGUACCUUUUCUAUGGUGGCUCCAAAGGAACAGAACGGUCUAAUCGGGGUUGCCUCAAUGCACUAUGAAAAAAAAAAGAGAGAGAGACAAGAGAAAAGUGACAGGAAGAGAAUAACAAGAGACAGCGAGGGAACGGAGAGUGUGUAAAGUAAUUAAGGACCUGAUUCAGAGAUGUACGUUAAUACAAUUGCAGCUGCGAAUUUGUACGCAGCUAAUAUGCAAAAAUAUGCUAAUGCUGUACCCACCUAGAAAUGUAUUCAUACACCCAACGGCGUCUUCGCAGAUCCAAACAACUGCGUACAAAUAUAUGCAGCAGUGGUCGCAGAUCCUUCGACAACGCACUCCUGGAAUAAGCCUAUGGUCGUGCACAAUGCCAGGGGGAACUGAGACGCUGGCACACUGUUUUCUGUAGAAGGGAGCGCAGCUGUAGGCCGACACACCCCAAAAUUAUUGUGGUCCCUUGGUGGAUGCACAGUGCGACCAUGAUGCACACGCAAUCGCUUGACUCCAUAACUAUUCGCAUUGUGCACAACUUUUAAUCAGGCCCUUAAGAGUGGUGAUUAAGGAGUCUAUGUACUAAGCAUUGGAAAGAGAUAAAGUGGGUUCUAUCUACUAAGUCUUGGAAAGAGAUAAAGUAACAACCAACCAGCUUGUAACUCAUUUUUCAAAAAACAUCCUGUAUCAUGAGACUUUGGAGCUGAUACUUUAUCCCUCUCCAAUUUAUCCCCCUCCAAGGCUUAAUAAAUAGACCCUCAAAGUACCAGACAAUAACUCCUAACUGCCAUGUUACAGGCUGUGUUUGAAAAAUGACAGGAGCUGAUUGGUACUUUAUCUCUCUCCGAGAUAGACCCCUAUGAAACUUAGGUGGAGUUGAAGGGUAGAAAAGGGCUAAAGGAUGAGGCUAUAAAUGGAACAAAAGAAUACGUAGAAAUAGAAGGAUAGAAUGGAGGAAUUAAGGAAAGGAAGGGGAUCCCCCUUCCUCCAUAGCAUGGGCUGUGUGUUGCUUAUUAACAUGGAAAAGGCAGUUGUUAGAGGGUUCCCCAAGCAAACAUUUAAAAAAAAACCCUCUACAAAUCCUGCAUUUAUCCCCGUGGUGUGCGUAUCCUCAGAAAAUGCACCCAGAUGGCAGAAAACGCUCCCACUGAAAGCAGGGAACGGCUCCCAGUUACCAGCGGCUCCUGAGCUCUGCUGCCAGCCACUAAUAUUGAGCUUCUAGUUGAGUCCCGUUUCUGAGAACCUAAGACCGUUGUUUUCAAAUAAGCAAACAAGCCGCCAAACUGCAUUUCUGUGCAUCUGCCAUUGACCCCUAAUGUUAUGUUAGUAUUUUAAAAAAAUAAAAUAGUUGUGUAUUCCAAA